AACUUUUAUCCCCCAGCCUGGCAGCACUGACCCUGGGCUGCGACUCGGGGGAUCUGGGCUCCUUGUCCCGAGUGCAGCUGCUCCUGCUGGACCGGAUCGGACCGGUGACCCUGCACUCUCCCGUGGAGGACUAUCUCCCGGACCAGACCAGACCUGUUGACGACAUGCUGACGCCGUCAGAAACCGUCACUUUGAUAGCAGGGCGGGUGAGUCGGCGUCUCUGCGGCUCCGCCUCGCGUCUGGGGGCCGGCCUUCAGUGCGAGGUGUCGGAGGGCGGAGGACGGCUUUUACUGGCGUCAAACGGCUCACCUCGCAUUCCCUCCCCCUUCUUCUCCUCCAGGCGCUUAACAGCUUUUUCCUCGCCAAGAGGAACAAUGUUUGCACCUGGCACGCUCCUGCAGACAGGCCCUCGGGGGCCCCUCACAGCGGGCCACCUCCCUGAACACUGCGACUCGGCGUGGAAGGUUCCAGGAGACGACAAGUUGGACUGGUCUGCAGGAGCUUCCAGGUGUCCUUCCCCGGGCGCCAUGAGGAGGAGUCUCUCACAAGACGGUCCCCCAUCCAGCGACAUGGACCACGGUUCUGACAGUGGUGGUGAGGCUCCAGGAUGGAAGAACCCGGGCGAGAACUUUCCUGAAAAGAAGGACUGGAGGUCAGAGGAGCGGAAGAACAAGGUUCUGAAGAUGCUCUACAAGCUGCAGGACCACUCGGCGCGUCGACCCAAACUCUGCUCGGACUUUGACGACUUCGACUUUUUGGCAAAGUUCUGCAUCUUCAGUCCGGAGAAGCUGGAGGACUACAAGGAAGCUUUUCAGGCGGAGGACACCGACCAGGACGGCUACAUCUCCUGCAUCCAAGUUGUGGACGCCCUGAAAAGCAUCGUCCCUGCCGAGCUGCUGUCAGACCAGGAGGAGAUCUACGUCUACCGGAUCCUGGCCCUGGUGGACUUCAGGGUGACGGACGGUCUGGUGGACCUGAGACUCUUUGCUGUGAUCGCCAGCCUGGCACAGAAGAUCGCAGCCAUGGACGACUUCAUGAGGUCGCUGGUCACCAACAUGGACCUUCGCUCGCUGGAAGUACGACUCUUCAAAGUCAAGCAACUCUUCCUGUUCCUCCUGGAGGAGCGGCGAGGCGAGGUGGGAUCUCUGCGAGGCGUCAUCAGCGCCGAGCAGUUUCUCCUGGAGCUGAAGGCAGGCGGGAUCCACCUGGAGGAGGAGGAGGUCGCCCUCAGACAGAAGCUCCAGAACCUUCCCCCUCUGGACCUGCUGGACUUCCUGGCCUACCUGCCGCUCUUCAUGCUCAUUCACAAGUCGGUCGUCGCCAACCCCCUGGACCACUCGGGUCCGGUCUGAUCUCCGACCUCAGGUCCUGGUCCUGGUCCUGGUCUGGCGCAGUAUGCCACCUGGUGAGGAUCACUAAGUUCCCAGAGCAGCAGCGUUGCUGUCUGUGGUGCUGAAGUCACUUUUCCCUGAUGUUGAUACACACUGAUGUCGCUUUUUGAUGCAGUACCGCCUGAGGGAUCGAAGGUCUGUAAUGCAGUGAUUUCUCCAGAUUCUCUGAACCUUUUGAUGAUAUUACGGACCAUGGAUGGUAAAAUCCUUUAUUCCUUGCAAUAGCUGGUUGAGAAAUGUUGUUCUUAAGCAAUUUGCUCACGCAUUUGUCGACAAAGUGGUGACCCUCGCCCUGUCCUUGUAUGUGAACGACUGAGCAUUUCACAGAAGCUGCUUUUAUACCCAAUCAUGGCACCCACCUGUUCCCAAUUAGCCGUGUCACCUGCGGGAUGUUCCACAUAAGCGUUUGAUGAGCAUUCCUCAACUUUCUCAGUCUUUUUUGCCACUUGUGCCACCUUUUUUUGAAACAUGUUGCAGGCAUCUAAUUCCAAAUGAGCUAAUACUUGAAAUAUCUUGU
Messenger RNA from Nerophis ophidion (straightnose pipefish), 1908 nucleotides. RefSeq lists its product as uncharacterized. Gene Ontology annotation, molecular function: calcium ion binding. The transcript is spliced from 11 exons. Lineage: Eukaryota; Metazoa; Chordata; Actinopteri; Syngnathiformes; Syngnathidae. The annotation marks the transcript as partial. The record is from RefSeq and is a predicted model, not a curated record.